AUGCCGGAGCUUUCUUUUGCCCGGUCUCGACCUGACGAGCUGAGCCUUCGACUGGGCGGCUUCGGCUGUGGCCGUUUCCAGGCCUGUCCUGUCUCAGAGUGGCUGCGAAUCCGUUGGGUCCCAACCCCGGGUGGCCGCGGAGCACCCGGCUGCCCGCUGUCCCGGCCCUGGUGUGCUUUUGCUGGUGACAGGAGCAGCCAGGCCGCAGCCAGCGCGGGCUUCAGGAAGCAGGCUCCGCCUAGCCGGGACCCCAGGUCCGACAAGGAGCGCGGCGGGGAAGCCAAGGGGCCCGAGGACGGUGGCACGGGCAGCGCUGGCUGCGGCGGAGCAGAGGACCCAGCCAAGAAGAAGAAACAGCGGCGGCAACGCACUCACUUCACAAGCCAGCAGUUGCAAGAGCUGGAGGCCACGUUCCAAAGGAACCGCUACCCGGACAUGAGCAUGAGAGAGGAGAUUGCGGUGUGGACCAACCUCACUGAGCCGCGAGUGCGGGUCUGGUUCAAGAACCGGCGAGCCAAGUGGCGCAAACGGGAGCGGAACCAGCAGUUGGACCUGUGCAAGGGCGGCUACGUGCCGCAGUUCAGCGGCCUGGUGCAGCCCUACGAGGACGUGUACGCCGCCGGCUACUCCUACAACAACUGGGCCGCCAAGAGCUUGGCCCCGGCGCCGCUGUCCACCAAGAGCUUCACCUUCUUCAACUCCAUGAGUCAAGAACGAGAGUUGCUCUCGAGUGUGCAGUGUGGCCCGGCCGGCCGAGCGCUUGCCGCGCUCAUCGCUGUUGGGGAUGACCUCGUCUGCCGGGGAUCCGGCCUUCGCGCUGGAUUAGCCAAGGCCCCCGGGUGCCCGGAAGAGCCCAGCAGCCCUGCGCUGGGGGACCGCUAG
Messenger RNA from Cricetulus griseus (Chinese hamster), 882 nucleotides. The record is from RefSeq and is a predicted model, not a curated record. Lineage: Eukaryota; Metazoa; Chordata; Mammalia; Rodentia; Cricetidae.